GGUUGGGGCGAAAUGACCAUGGGGCGAAAUGACCGGAUACCUCCCCAGGCGUUCUCUGUCGGAAUGACCGAGCGAAUCGUGGAAACAAGUCCUAAUCAAAAUGGCGUCCAAAUGUGCCUACAUGUGCACUAAAUCACCAGCAAGGAUCUUUUUCAAUUUACUCGUGAAAGAAUAGAAAAUAACCAACAUGGCUCUUUGAUUAUGAAAAUAUACUGAGCAGUGGGCGUUUUUGCCCAUUUUGUACGACAACUAGUUCAGAGAUCGCCGUGCAAUACGGCGAUCUUAAAGUUUAUAAAGUUUAAGGAUCAUGUCGAAGGCAACAAAGAGAAAACAUGUUGCGAAAGAAGUGCUGGAUGAUUACGUGGUUCCCGAUCUAAACCAGCAAAUUGUUAAGAUUUUAGGCAGUCGUGGAAACAAUCUCCAUGAGGUGGAAACGUCUGAUGGCACAAAAUUCCUGGUCAGUAUGCCAUCAAAAUUUAGGAAAAGUGUGUGGAUAAAAAGAGGAGAUUUUGUCAUUGUGGAUCCCAUUGAAGAGGGAAACAAAGUGUGUGCUGAGAUAGUUCAUAUUCUGUAUGGCAAGCAAAUCAAAUACUUGAAGAGUGAAGGAUUAUGGCCAACAGCAUUCACGGAGAAAGCACUAACUGAAGACAAACAAGAUGCCAAAGAAAUAAACAGCAACUUACAUAUUCAUGGUAAUAAUGGCAUCAAUAAUGAUGAUGAUGAUGACGACGACAAGGACGAUGACGAUGAUGAUGAUGAUGAUGACCUGUUUGUAAAUCCAAACCACCAGAAGACAACAUGCUAUGUUGAUUCAGACUCCAGUGAAGAAAGUGAAGACAAUGAAGAGUGACAUCCUAUAAUUAAUUUUGUUAAAAAGCAAGUAUAUUCCAGACCGAAGGGACAUGUCUGUUAUGGAAAUAGGUGUCCUGGGGUAGGAAGAACUUCAUGAAAUGAAAUUUCAUCACUUUGGAGACAGUGAACUCUUUGCAGUGGCUUGAACCUUUGCUGAUGGGCCAACACGUUUACAAGCCAAAUGAAAUUUAACAUCACACGAUAUUAUAAUAUUACAGCUUAACUCCUAUUAAACAGCCACCCUUGGGGAAAUGGAUAGUGGCCAUUUACAAAGUGAGUAUAUUCCAGACCAAAGGGACAUGUCUGUUAUGGAAAUAGGUGUCCUGUGGUAGGAAGAACUUCACCAAAUGAAUUCUAUCACCCUGGAGACAGUGAACUCUUUGCAGUGGCUUAAACCUUUGCUGAUGGGCCAACACAUUUAUGAGCCAAAUGAAAUUUAACGACAUCACACGAUAUAUUACAGUUCAACUCCUUUUAAACAGCCACCCUCGGGGAAAUGGAUAGUGGCCAUUUAAAAGGGGCUGGCCGCUUAAUAGAGGUAAAAAUAAUAGAAAAG
Molecule: messenger RNA, 1408 nt
Organism: Orbicella faveolata
Lineage: Eukaryota; Metazoa; Cnidaria; Anthozoa; Scleractinia; Merulinidae
Product: putative RNA-binding protein EIF1AD
Biological process (GO): translational initiation
Cellular component (GO): nucleus
Molecular function (GO): translation initiation factor activity; RNA binding
Source: RefSeq, a predicted model, not a curated record